Messenger RNA from Gryllus bimaculatus (two-spotted cricket), 411 nucleotides. The record is from the annotation of a GenBank genome assembly. Lineage: Eukaryota; Metazoa; Arthropoda; Insecta; Orthoptera; Gryllidae.
AUGGAGAAUGCACAUAAAACGAUAGUAAGUCAGGUCUGGAGGAUGCGGAAAUCAUUUGGAACUGAAAUACAGUACGCACGUCUUGGCGUCUGGACUCGUGGAUCGCGCUGCCUUCUUGGCCCUAGUGCUGUGGGCGCGCGGGUCCUGUCCGUCCGCCUGGCGGCGUCCUCUGGCGACCUCGUCGUCCUCUCUGUGGAGGACGGAGUUGCCCCUGCGCAGGAACUUCACCUUCCUCAGCACGUGCGCCACGCACACGGCGUUGGCUACGAGCAACGCGCACGCGGGCCCGAAGUAGAAGAGGGCGGAGCCCGACUUGUGGCGAAGGGACAUCCACAGGAAGCCUGUAAAUCAACGCUCUCUGAUGGAAUAUUUGGAUUUGAUACGAAGCAGGAAGUGACAUUACGCAAUUAG